Molecule: messenger RNA, 402 nt
Organism: Suhomyces tanzawaensis NRRL Y-17324
Lineage: Eukaryota; Fungi; Ascomycota; Pichiomycetes; Serinales; Debaryomycetaceae
Exons: 1
Coding region: 132-293 (53 amino acids)
Source: RefSeq, a predicted model, not a curated record
CUUUUAUUAUAUACGAAAGUUAGUUUUUAAAUUCGAUAACAAAGCUACGCCUUUCUGCGAAAGGCUAGCCUUCUAUCUAUACUCUGAAAACAUCCUUACUACCAUACUCCGCAGGGAUGGACUGAUAGAAAAUGUGCUUGCAAUACAAUACAUUGUUAAAUGCUCCUCAAGAUAAUGCAACAUAUUUGGUAGUGGUCAUGAAAUUUGAGAUUCUCGCACGCAUUCAUCAAUUCCAGUGCUCCAAACCAACCGGUGUGCACCCCAGGACUUGGUUCGAUCCUCUUCAAGUCUAGGAUUCCUAUCCCAUUGAUUACCAGAAAACUUCGAUGUGGUUGACUUUAUUUUGAACGAGAUCAAUUACCAGGUGUAGUCAAACCGCAAUUGAAAGCACUACAAGUGUCA